Messenger RNA from Xenopus tropicalis (tropical clawed frog), 3929 nucleotides. It is a transcript of the gene cdhr1, whose product is annotated as cadherin related family member 1. Gene Ontology annotation, biological process: homophilic cell-cell adhesion; cell-cell adhesion; cell adhesion. The record is from RefSeq and is a predicted model, not a curated record. Gene Ontology annotation, molecular function: calcium ion binding. The transcript is spliced from 17 exons. Lineage: Eukaryota; Metazoa; Chordata; Amphibia; Anura; Pipidae. Bases 89 to 2707 code for a protein of 872 amino acids. Gene Ontology annotation, cellular component: plasma membrane; membrane.
AGUUGUCUCGUUACGCUGCCCUGAAAGGUACCAACCUCUGUAGUCCCUGCAAAAAAUAUACAAACUGCUAGAAAUAAAGAUUCAAAUAAUGCUGCCUUCCAUGAUGAAGCAUGAGUGGAACCUAUGCCCAAGCAUCUUUUUUUCCUUAUUCCACAUUUGCUUAUCAGCUCAUACCAAUUAUGGCCCCUAUUUUUUUGAUAAUGGACCCGGAAGCACUGAUGGAAACAUGGCCCUACUUAGUUUGUCUGAAGACACACCCAUUGGUUCGUACAUCUAUACUUUAAAUGGAAGCGACCCCGAUGGAGAUCCUGUGACAUUUGGGCUCACAUUUGAACCUGGUUCCAAACAUUAUUUUGCUGUUGAUCCGGACAAUGGAAAUGUCACAUUAAUUGAGGAACUUGACAGAGAGAAACAAGAUGAGGUUGAAGUCAUUGUCAGCAUUUCAGAUGGGAUAAAUAAAGUUUCUGAAAAAGUCAGAGUUCUGGUAACUGAUGCCAAUGAUGAAAGCCCAGAGUUCCUCAAUACGCCAUAUAUUGUGACUGUACCUGAGGACACUCCUCCCGGAAGCAGCAUUUUCAAGAUAGAAGCAGUAGACAAAGAUACAGGGUCUGGAGGAAGUAUCACCUAUAUAAUACAGGAAAUGCAUAGCAGCAAAUUUACAAUUGAUCGUCACAGUGGAGUUUUGAGAUUAAAAGCGGGCAUGUCAUUAGACUUCGAAAAGUCAAGAACUCAUUUUGUGUCAGUAUUAGCAAAGGAUGGUGGUGGGAAGCUUCGAGGAAAGAACCAGGUUUUCACAUCAACCACUACAGUAACUAUUAAUGUUGAAGAUGUGCAGGAUUCGCCUCCAGUGUUUGUAGGAACACCAUAUUACGGCUAUGUUUAUGAAGACACCACAAUGGGAUCUGAAGUACUUACUGUCAUGGCAUAUGAUGGAGACAGAGGGAACCCUAAUACUAUAAACUAUUCCAUAGUAGAUGGAAGUGAUGAAGCUUUUACAAUCAAUAAUGCCACUGGAGGAAUUACAGUUAUAAAAAACCCAAAUGAACUUAAAAAAGAAGUAUAUGAGCUUAAAAUUCAGGUAUCAGAAAUUACACCUGAAGGGGAUAUAGUAGCUCAUGCCUUCACUGUUGCAACUGUAAGAGUUGUUGAUCUCAAUAACCACCCUCCAACAUUCUAUGGGGAAAAUGGUCCCCAGAACAGAUUCGAACUUACAAUGUAUGAACAUCCACCAGAAGGAGAGAUACUAAGGGGUCUAAAAAUCACUGUCAAUGAUUCUGAUCAGGGAGCAAAUGCUAAAUUUAAUCUGCGCUUGGUUGGACCUGGUGGCAUAUUCCGUGUUGUUCCACAAACUGUUUUGAAUGAAGCCCAAGUUACAAUUAUUGUGGAAAAUUCUGCAGGAAUAGAUUAUGAAAAGUUUCACCUGCUUACAUUUAAGCUUCUUGCUAUUGAGGUGAACACCCCUGAAAAAUUUAGCUCAACAGCUGAUAUAACCAUCCAUCUUCUGGACAUCAAUGACAAUGUCCCUAGGUUCUCUUCAGAGUAUUAUAUUGCCAGGAUCCCAGAGAAUUCUCCAGGGGGCUCCAAUGUUGUGGCUGCAACUGCCACGGACCUGGAUUCAGGACUUUGGGGUGAAAUCAAGUAUUCAAUUUAUGGCCCAGGAUCUGACCCUUUCCUUAUCCAUCCUUCAACUGGAAUCAUCUAUACCCAACCUUGGGCUUCUUUAGAUGCAGAAGUCACCUCCAAGUACAACUUUUAUGUAAAAGCUGAAGAUACGGAAGGGAAGUACAGCUUAGCUGAGGUGUUUGUGACGGUCUUGGAUAUCAAUGAUCACAGUCCAGAGUUCAGUGAGAAUAUUCAAGAAAAGACCUUGAUUAUUGGCACUCCAGUUAAAAUAGAGGCAACAGACCAUGAUGCAGAAGAACCAAACAACAUUGUUGAUUAUUCCAUCAUGCAAGCAGAUCCAUCUAAUGUUUUUGAUAUUGACCAAAGUACUGGAGAGAUUAAGCUAAAGUCUUACAUAAGGUCCCUAGAUAUUAUUCAGAAUAUAACACAAAAUAAAGACUGCAAGUGGUCAGUAGUGGUUCAAGCAAAAGACAGAGGCUCUCCAUCCUUCAGCACAACUGCAGUAGUCAAGAUUGAUGUUACAGAGGAGACACUUCUUCACAAAGGCCCUAUGGCUGCCUUUUUGAUGCAAAGCAAAGAUAAUCCAAUGAAAGCCCUAGGAGUUCUAGCUGGUGUUAUGGCAAUUAUGGUGGUCAUUACAAUCUUCAUCUCCACUGCCAUGUUCUGGCGCAAUAAAAAGUCAAAUAGAGUAAUGCCUCUGAGAAGAAUAAUCAAAAGACGAAGAAAUGAACACCCUCCAAGAACAGCCAGGACUGAGUGGUUGAAGUUCAAAAAAUCCAACAAUUCUGCAGAUAAAUUUACCAUCCAGGAAAUGGAAUCAGGCCUUAAGAAUGAAAAUAGAAACAACAAUUACCAAGGUAUCCCUGUUCCACCAAGGGUACCUUGCCCACCUCCACCCCCACGCCUAAUGCCAAAGGUCAGUAAACCGGAAUGGAGCCUGCCUACAGUUUCUGGGUCCUUGACUCCCAAGAUCAUAGAUCAGAAGAUGAAGGAGAAAGUCCCCAGUGCCAGUGCUGCUCUUGUCUCUGAACUGAAACUAAUGUUGGAGAAGAAAAAUGCAGGAAGCUCAAUGUCUUUUUAUUAGUAUUCCUAAGGUAAAGUGGAUAGAAUAGUUUUCAAAUGAAAUAUACUUUAUAAUUUCAUCAUGUAAUGCAGCUGAUUCAGCUAUGCUUUGGUUUUAGAACUGACAGUAGAAACCUCAUAGCUAGUAGCUUGUAGGCCUUGGUUUUAUUCAUUAUUAGCAUAUUCCAAAGGGGGCCCACAAAUGAAUCAAAGAACAAAUUAGUUCACUUUUUCUUGUAAUCAUCUGCAACCUUCAACAUAGCUACUCAUUAAAUGCAGUAUUACACAAAAAUGUUUGUAUGUGUAUUGGAGCUCAUUUAUGAACUAACCACUAGGGCUACUUGCAUUGUGGAGUAAAAGUAUUAGUUUUGAUUACAAUAUUGAUAAUCGACAUGCCAGCGAAACACAACAAGGGUUUAUUUAAAUGUCUUUUAAAAUAAUUUUAAAGGCAAAAAGAGCAAUGCUUGUAGACUUAAAGAGCUGUAAUGCUUUGCAUCAUUAGAAAAUAUCUGCCAGUAAUAAUUAUACCUUUUCAUUAAUGUAAUAUAACCUUUGCAAACCCAGAAUGUAUAGCAACCCCAUGUAGCAGUGAAAGAAACAUUUUAAAUGUAAUAGUUUGCACCAGUGCACAGUUUGUGUAAUAAAACAUCUAACUGAAAAAGUUGUUAUAUUUACUUUACCAUCUUUAUGAAAAUUACAUGGUGAAUUUUUGUUCUUUUUUUUUCAUUUACAACUUUUAACACAUUUUGCCUUAGACCUUGGACUUCUUGGCAAGGCAACUUUUGCAUUUUGACAUUUGGUCACACACUCCUUACUUUAUAAUUACUACGCAAAUACUUGAAAACACUGUUUUUGCCCCAAGAGUAUCCAAGACAAUAAACAAGCAUUCUAAAUGUUAAUAUUGUUGGCAUUCAGCUGUGCCAACAUAUACCUACAGUUUAAAGACAUGUAGCACAAGGUAUGGCCCAAGUUUGCAUGUGGUUUCUUCAUGUGAAUAGCAUGCUUUGUGCAAACCGGGUUUUAUUUCCCCGACAAAAAAAUAAAAAGCUCAGCGCCAACCUGUCGAGCCUUUUAUUUCUUUGUCAGGAAAAAUAAAAACCCGAUUUGCACUGAAGGCUCGAGCAUUCUUAAAAUUGCCUCAUUGUUUAAAUGAGUCUUCUAAAAACCCAUUUAAACAAUAAAUAAACCCAACAGGAUUAUUUGGCCUUCAAUAAGGAUUACUUGUAUCGUAGCUGGGAUCAAGU